Messenger RNA from Morus notabilis, 1530 nucleotides. RefSeq names its product B3 domain-containing transcription factor VRN1. Bases 15 to 1292 code for a protein of 425 amino acids. The record is from RefSeq and is a predicted model, not a curated record. Gene Ontology annotation, molecular function: DNA binding. NCBI's taxonomy places the organism in Eukaryota, Viridiplantae, Streptophyta, Magnoliopsida, Rosales, Moraceae. The transcript is spliced from 3 exons.
UUUACUCAGUUCCAAUGCCGAGGAAACGCCGAAAUUCGCACUCUCUGGCGACCCCAAUGCCGCAUUUUUCUGCAAUAAUGCUUCAGUUCCCCAUUCCUGGACACGAACUGAUGAUCCCAGUAAAGUCUGCAAUGAAAUUUGGUAAGGAUUUGUCUGAGGUUGCUACUCUUAUUGUUCCUAAUGGCCGAUCUUGGCAAGUAAGACUAAAGAAAGACGGGAAGAAAAUCUGGCUUCAUGAAGGUCUGCAAGAAUUUGUAGAAUAUUACUCUGUCCAAUAUUUCUACAAUUUACACUUUAGAUAUGAAAGGAAUUCGGUAUUCUAUGUUUGUAUCUGCGAUGCAUCCGGUUCUGAAAUUGACUAUCCAUGUGAUAGUCCAAACAGAGGUCAUGUAGUGCCCGAUUUCAGAAAGCAUCAUGAGGAGCACAUCGGAGGUGAUGAUUCUGUUGAAAUUUUGGAUACCAAACCUUCCAUUUCUCUUGGUUUGCGUGUUAAGGAUGGAGAUGAAGAUAAAAAAGAUGUUGAAGUUGUUGAGAUUUUGGAUAUCAAACCUUUUGCCUCCAAUGGAGGUGCGGAGCAAGAUUAUUCUAGGAAAAACCACAUACGUCUCUUUCAGCAGAAAAUAGGCAGGCAUACUAGCCGUUGCCAAAGUCAUACUUCUAAGGAUCCUCCGACUUCUGGGGUAGCCUACUGGACGAGUAGAAGCUGUAGAAAAGAAAAGCAGGCAGACCUAAAAGAACCGGCCAAUGACAAUGUUCCUGGAAGAGGUCAAGCUAAAGAAAAGAAGAGGUCACAUGCACGUGCUUUCCCAGCGAAAGAAGAUGUUGAAAUGCUUUUUCCCAGAAGUUUCUCCUACACUAAAUCGCGAAGACUAAUGAACUCUAAGGAAACUGAGAGGGCGGUUCGUGCUGCUAGUGUGUGCAAGCUUAAAAACCCUUCUUUCAUGGUUAUCUUGCGAUCAUAUAAUCUAUGUCACAGCUAUGUGAAUAUGCCAGAGGAAUUUGUAAGGAGACACUUGAACCAGUGCUCUGAGGAUAUCCAACUUCAGGCUAACAAUGGGAGAAGGAAAUGGCCUGCUCGGUGCUAUUACCAAGUCAAAGACGGUUUGAUUACCUCAGUCAAGAAAAUAGGCAAAGGUUGGGGUCCAUUUUCAGCCGAUAAUAAUCUGCAGGAAGGAGAUGUUUGUGUUUUUGAGCUGACCAAGAAGGGGAAGGAUGUGAAUGUUCUGAGAGUCUGGAUUUAUCAUGCAGCUGAUUAUGCAAGGUCAGCACAGAAAAGGUUCAAAGCAAAGUAACUUGUCUAAGAGCAGCGUUUGAUGAAGAAUUUUGUCCCAAAAUAGUAGUAGCACGCCUACUUUUGGUUUCUGUGUUUUGUUUAUUGGCAUGGCUCACUCAAAUAUGUCUCAAUAUUUGUAUAUAAUCUUUGUACAUGUUGCUGCUAAAUUAGGCACUACAAACUCCAAACUGCCUUCGUUUUGGAACAGGGUUCAGAAUAUAUAUGCAGCUGUAACUUCUAUAAAUUAACCAAAAAGA